Molecule: messenger RNA, 1727 nt
Organism: Magnolia sinica
Lineage: Eukaryota; Viridiplantae; Streptophyta; Magnoliopsida; Magnoliales; Magnoliaceae
Product: E3 ubiquitin-protein ligase RGLG2-like
Exons: 13
Coding region: 342-1577 (411 amino acids)
Source: RefSeq, a predicted model, not a curated record
AUCACUGUUCGACGCCCAAUCGAGAUUUGAAUAAAUCACGAUUUUGAGAUUUGGAAAUUACCAGACGGGGUUUGGAAAGUUUUCAAGUUUGCGUUUGUCAACGCAUCAAUUUCUGAGAAGCUCAGGAUCUGUUGCUUUCACAAAGAGUGAGGGAGAGAGAGAGAAAGGGGAGAGAGAUCUUUCUAUGGGACGUUUCUCUUCCGAAUCAGUCUCAUUGCUUGAGAAUACGGAUUUUUUUGAGUCAGAGGCUGUGAUCAGACAGUUCGGUUGGUGGUAGAAGGCCAUUUGUUAGAAUAAAGCUAUUUGAUUCUGUUCAGCAUUUAGAAAUUCUAAUAGUAAUCAUGGGAGGGAAAAGCUCUAGGAUGGAAAGCCACCGCCAUUCAUAUCCUUAUGGGAAUACGCCUGCAUGGGCUACCUCACCCAGCCCUUCCUAUGCUAGCAGCUAUUCUGAACCCGAAGUGACAAGCAGAUCAAAUAGAAGGUAUUCAAGGAUUGCUGAUAACUACAACUCACUCGAUCAGGUGACAGCAGCUCUUGCCCAAGCUGGUCUUGAGUCUUCCAAUCUCAUUGUGGGCAUUGAUUUCACUAAGAGCAAUGAAUGGACUGGUGCAAGAUCCUUUAACCGCCGGAGCUUACAUCACAUCGGCGAUUCACAAAAUCCAUAUGAACAGGCAAUAUCCAUCAUUGGAAGGACCCUUUCUGCCUUCGAUGAAGAUGACCUUAUCCCUUGUUUUGGAUUUGGUGAUGCAUCAACGCAUGACCAAGAAGUUUUUAGUUUCUUCCAAGAUGAACGGCCGUGUAAUGGCUUCGAGGAAGCACUGAGCCGAUAUAGAGAAAUUGUUCCACAUCUUAAGCUAGCUGGACCAACAUCAUUUGCUCCAAUGAUUGAGACUGCUAUAGGAAUUGUGGAGAAGAGCGGGGGUCAGUAUCACGUGCUUUUGAUCAUCGCAGAUGGACAGGUGACCCGAAGUGUGGACACGGAUCCUGGCCAUUUAAGUCCACAAGAACGGGAUACCAUUAAUGCCAUUGUCAAAGCUAGUGACUACCCCUUAUCAAUAGUUCUGGUAGGCGUUGGCGAUGGACCUUGGGAUAUGAUGCGUCAAUUUGACGACAAUAUACCCGCUCGGGCCUUUGAUAAUUUCCAGUUUGUGAAUUUCACGGAGAUAAUGGCACGAAACAUCGCCUCAUUCAAGAAGGAGACGGAGUUUGCUCUGGCGGCAUUGAUGGAAAUACCAUCACAAUACAAAGCAACAUUAGAACUCCAGCUUUUGGGUCGCCGGAGGGGAACGGAAGCAAGGCUUUCUCUGCCUCCACCAAUCAGAUACAAUGAUUCUGCAAAUUCCUCUUCGAGGUAUUCACGGUCUAACAGCUUUGAACAGAGUGGAGUUUGUAAUCCUCCCUCUGCUCCGCCACCAGAAAAUUCUCAACGCAACAACCAGAUGUGUCCAGUGUGCUUAUGGAAUGCCAAAGACUUUGCAUUUGGAUGCGGGCACCAGACAUGCUACGACUGCGGUCGAGAUUUGCAGUUAUGCCCCAUUUGCCGAAGCUCUAUAACCACUCGGAUCCGAUUAUAUUAAUGAAUUGAAACUUAAUCAAAGACUGUUGAUUCGGUCUUUAAACGCCAUACUCUUCCGAACUUGAUUUUGUGGUCAAGUAAGUUGUAUAGUUCUUUAGAGUGUUCUGUAAAUGUUUUUAUCUUCAAAAUAAAGACCUAUCAUUUAUCAGCA